Molecule: messenger RNA, 4222 nt
Organism: Fundulus heteroclitus (mummichog)
Lineage: Eukaryota; Metazoa; Chordata; Actinopteri; Cyprinodontiformes; Fundulidae
Gene: inpp5f
Product: inositol polyphosphate-5-phosphatase F
Exons: 20
Coding region: 354-3782 (1142 amino acids)
Biological process (GO): regulation of endocytic recycling; phosphatidylinositol dephosphorylation
Cellular component (GO): early endosome; clathrin-coated endocytic vesicle
Molecular function (GO): phosphatidylinositol-4-phosphate phosphatase activity
Source: RefSeq, a predicted model, not a curated record
AGGAAACGUCAGUUACGUCCUGAACGGCGACGCAGUUCCUCCUCCCUCCCUCCCUCUCCAGACUCACUGAUGGAAGUGACAGCCUUCACGCCGCCCGGUAUGACUGUAGGAAGGGCGCCGCUCCUCCUGUCCCCAGGAACUUUGAAUACCAGCAUGUAGAGGUGGAACAAGCCCAGCGACACGGACCCAGCCGCUGUUAGCCGCGGACGCAGCUAGCCGCCGUAACGUAAGCUAACCGCGGCUAGGCUAGCUCCGGUGUUUACCGCCCGAGACGUAGGAGAGGAACCCCGACGUGUCCCGGAGAUUGGGCUCAGCUACCGAGGAGAAGGGGAGUAAAAUAGGGUGGGGGAAAAAUGGAGCUGUUUCAGGCUAAAGACGAGUACAUCCUUCAGAGCGGGGACCGCGCGCUGUGGUGCAGCAGGAAGGACGGGAGCAUGGCUGUCAGACCCGCGACAGACCUGUUGCUGGCGUGGAACCCGGUGUGCAUGGGCCUGGUGGAAGGCGUCAUUGGAAAGAUACAGCUUCACACUGACCUUCCUCUCGGUCUGGUGUUGAUACGGCAGAAAGCGCUGGUGGGCCAUUUACCAGGCAACCACAAAGUCUACAAGAUCACCAAGAUCGCCGUCAUUCCCUUGUCUGACGAGGAGCCUCAGGAGCUCGAGCUGGAGCCCUGCAAGAAGCAUCAUUUUGGAAUCGACAAGACCGAGAAACAGGCCCAGUCUCCAGAUGAGUCAAAGUUCUUGAUGAAAACUCUGAGUCAGAUCAAGUCCAACGUGUCCGUCCCCAUCAAGAAAAAGUAUUCCCCUGCAUUCCAGGUUAAAGAAAACAAAGAGAAGGAGCGUCUGGAGAGGCGGCUGCUAGACGAGCUCUACAAGGUCUUCAUGGACUCUGACUCCUUCUACUACAGCAUGACCUACGACCUGACGAACAGCGUGCAGCGGCAGGGAGACGCCGGCAAGUCCAGCUUACCUCUGUGGAAGCAGGUGGACGACCGUUUCUUCUGGAACAAACACAUGAUCCAAGAUCUUAUAGAUCUUCAGGUCCCGGAGGUUGACUUCUGGGUCGUACCGAUCAUCCAAGGCUUCGUCCAGGUGGAGGAACUGGUGGUGAACUACAACGAGACGUCGGACGAGGAGCGGAGCAGCCCGGAGACGCCGCCCAAGGAGAUCGUCUGUGUGGACGACAUUUACCCUCGCUUCACCGUGGCGCUGAUCUCCAGACGGAGCCGCCACCGUGCAGGGAUGCGGUACAAACGCAGAGGAGUGGACACUGACGGCCACGUGGCGAACUACGUGGAGACGGAGCAGCUGAUCCACGUGCACAGUCACACGCUGUCCUUCGUGCAGACCCGGGGCUCUGUGCCGGUCUUCUGGAGCCAGGCGGGGUAUCGCUACAACCCCCGGCCACGCAUAGAGAAAGGUGAGCAGGAGACGAAGCCUUACUUUGCGGCUCACUUCGAGAAGCAGCUUGAGCUUUACACAAAGCAGGUCAUCAUUAACUUGGUGGAUCAGAACGGACGAGAGAAGAUCAUCGGCGACACGUAUCUGAAGCAGGUGCUGCUGUACAACAACCCGAACCUCACAUACGUUUCCUUCGACUUCCACGAGCACUGUCGUGGAAUGAGGUUUGAAAACGUGCAAAUACUGACAGAUGCGAUUUCUGACCUCAUCACUGACAUGAAGUGGGCCUGGGUGGACCAGGCAGGAGUCAUCUGCAAGCAGGAGGGGAUCUUCAGAGUCAACUGCAUGGACUGUCUCGACAGGACCAACGUGGUUCAAGCAGCAAUUGCCCGAGUGGUGAUGGAGCAGCAGCUGAAGAAGCUGGGUGUGAUGCCUCCAGAGCAGCCUCUGCCUCCCAAAUGCUACCGGAUCUAUCAGGUCAUGUGGGCCAACAACGGAGACACCAUCAGCAAGCAGUACGCAGGAACAGCAGCCCUCAAGGGAGACUUCACCAGGACAGGGGAGAGGAAGCUGGCGGGCGUGAUGAAGGAUGGCGUGAACUCUGCCAACCGUUACUAUCUCAACCGCUUUAGAGACGCCUACAGACAAGCAGUCAUCGAUCUGAUGAUGGGUCUUCCCGUGACGGAGGACCUCUACUCCAUCUUCAGUAAGGAGAAGGAGCACGAGGAGAAAGAAAAGGAGAGCCAAAGAGGAGCCCAGGAGCAGGUCGGCCUUCUGUUGCAGACCUACAUGCAGCUUCUGCUGCCGGACGACGAGACGUUUCAUGGAGGCUGGGCUCUCAUCAACUGUGACAUGAGCCUGAUUGAUGCAACCAACAAAGAUGUGGAUGUGCUGCUGCUCCUGUCAGAUAAAGCCUACUACAUUGCAUACUAUGAUGACGAGGCAGAUAAAGUCGACCAAUACCAGCGUCUCAACUUGGAGGGUUUGGAAAAGAUUGAAAUCGGUCCAGAGCCCACUCUGUUCGGGAAGCCGAAGUUCUGCUGUAUGCGUUUGCACUACAGGAACCAGGAAACUAGCGGCUACUUCCACACACUGAGAGCUGCAACGCGGAAUCCAGAGGACGAUGGAAAGGAUACGCUGCAGUGCAUUGCUGAGAUGCUCCGCAUAACCAAACAGGCCUCCGGGUUGGACCUGCUAGUGGUUGAGAAGAAGCUUGAGAGGCGGCAGAGUAAACCUCACGAGGACAUCAUGGGGAUCCAGAACAAAGCUGCCGGCCAGGUUCCUGGGAGCUCGGGCCUGGCCCAGGGCAAAAGUUUCCUCCUCAACAAGUUCUCCUCCCUGAACCAGAAGGUGAAGCAGACCAAGACAAACGUGAACAUCGGCCCCUUUAAGCCCCUCGGCAAGCUUGGGAACUUCUCCAAACCCGAUGUGACCGUGAACUUCCUGAAACCGACCAUGCACGUCAACCUGUGGAAGUCGGACAGCAGCCUGGAGACGUCGGAUAACAACCCCGGAACGGGAGCCCUCAAAGACAUAGGUGACGAGCGCUACGAUAUCGACUCGGAUUCAGACUCGUACAAUUCGGACCCCGAGCAUCCGUGCUCUGGGUCCUUUGAGAAGGUGGACUAUGUUCUGCCCAGCUGUGGCAUCGUAGCAUCAAACCCGCGGCUGGGCAGCCGCUCCCAGUCCAUCGGCAGCGGGGAGCUCAACAUCCCCUCCAUGAUCCACGUCACCGGCUGCGGGGAAAAACAAGAAGGCUGUUCCGAAAUUAACGAAAAGUCACCCGGUGCCGCCUCGUUGGCUGAAGAAGCCUUGCUCAUUGACUUUGGCACGCCCAUCGACGCCUACUGCCACCAGUUUGUCCAGGACGCACAGACCAAACCCGUCGAGGUGUUUGGAGAGCUGCCGCCAGCCGGCGUCCCUCCAGCCAACCCCGCCGCGCACGGGCAAAAGAAAACCCCGGCAGACCCGGCGCAGCAGCCGGGCUCCGAGCUGCAGAACCAGAACCAGGAGACCCAGCUGCCCAGACCGUCCCAGCUAGACGUCCCAACCUCUACCUCCAGCUCCAACCUCCUCUCCGUCCAGAAGCCCAGCUCUGCUGCCUCCGGAGGCUCUCAGAAGAGUCUGAGUUCUCUGAUGGAGGGCAGCCUGGGACCCUCGCCCGCCGACAGCAACGGCAGCCGCGUGGUGUCCCCUUUUGCCAAGAUCAGGAGCUCCAUGGUCCAGGUGGCCAGCUUCACGCAGGCGGGACUCACCCAGGGCAUCAACUACGCCGUGGCGAAGGUGCAGAAGAGCCCGGAGCCGGACUCUGUGAACGAGGCCCAGGAGAACGAGCUGAAGGCAAUGUUUACACAGUGCCAGACCAGGAUCAUCCAGAUCUAGAGCUUUUCCCUGUAGCAGGAUGUUUGUAGUCGUGCGUCAUCCUGAAGGCUCCCAUGUGGUGGCGUCAGCAGAAGCUUGCACAGAGUGUCAUUACUAGGCCAAUAUUCGUGCUCCUGGAUUCUCCCUUACACUUCAACCGAGACUCGCUUAGAGCAGGAAAAACACACCCGCCACUCCUCCACCAUGCCACCAUGUUUACAUGCACCCCCCCUCCCCCACUUGUUUCUUCUUUGAGCACUGAUUUGUUUGUCUUUUCUUUUGCCACGCAGUCUUGCACACUGAAUAAUAUUAAUAUAUGUCCUCUCUUCUGUGGUUAAAUGGUCAAUUGUGCCUCGCAGUGGAAAUUGCAAUAAUAGUGGUGCAAUGUAUUAUUUCCCCCCCCCUGAAUAUAAUGUCUUAGAGUACUAGUUGGCUUUAGAAAUACAAUAAGGUUACAUUUU